Stylophora pistillata is the source of this 561-nucleotide messenger RNA. RefSeq lists its product as uncharacterized. The record is from RefSeq and is a predicted model, not a curated record. Lineage: Eukaryota; Metazoa; Cnidaria; Anthozoa; Scleractinia; Pocilloporidae.
AUGACAUCGAUGACAGAUUUGGAUCAAAACGAGGAUAAUAAUCAUGAUGACCUUGUAGGAUUUGUGGAGGUGAAGAUGAUCACUCUGAUCAUUCUGAAUGAAAAGAGGAUGAUAUUGAUGCCUUUUUCGACAAAGAGGAAGGUAAGCCCCCGUGAGCCUGAAGGUUCAUAUCAGGAUAAAGAUGAUAAUAGGAAAUAUCUCGAUGAUGAAAGUGACCCGGUCACUCUGGGGGUUCAGGUGAGACUCACGGUGGGACUGAGUGAUGCUAAGGACUCCUUUUGUGCCAAAGUAGAAUUAGAUGAUGCUAAUGACUCAUUUUGUAAAAAAAACGAUGACGAUGAAGAUGCCGACUGGAGUGACGGGGGUAAUAACUUUACUGAUAGUGAAGCUGAGUUCGAGAGAGACUAUAAAGACGAUAACUCCAUCGAAAGUGAGCUGGAUAACGAUGAAGAUGUCAAGUGGAGUGACGGUGAUACUGAUAACUCCAUCGAUAGUGAAGGUGAGGUGGAUGACGAUAAAGAUGUCGAGUGGAGUGACGGUGAUGAUGAUCCCAUUCGGUGA